UCAUUUUACGUCACAAAUAAUACGAUUAGUAUGAGUAUUCGAACACACUUAAUGAGUCAGGCGUUAUUGCAUGCACUUUCGGCUCAGUAACAUGUUUGUUAACUUAAUUUGUCGAGAUCUAUAUAGAAAAUAAUGUGACUAAAAACUUGGACACAGCGCGGCUUGUUUUUUAGAUAAUAGAUCAAUUGUAUUAACUGGAUAACUAUUCAUUUUAAAUUUGUUACACUGACUAUUUCACAUUGAAUAAUGGCGAUUGCACACGUUGCAACAGAAUACGUUUUCUCCGACUUUUUAUUGAAGGAUCCAACAGAGUCGAAGUACAAAGGGGUGCGUCUGGAGCUUGCGGUAGACAAAAUAGUCACUUUCAUUGCGGUUGGUCUCCCUUUGUUACUCAUCUCCCUCGCGUUUGCACAAGAGGUGUCAGUAGGUACCCAGAUCAGCUGUUUUGCCCCUACCAACUUCUCAUGGCGACAGGCAGCCUAUGUUGACUCCUUCUGUUGGGCGGCGGUGCAGGAGCAGCAACUCAGCGUUGAUGGCGUCGAGGGUGCCCCCCUAUGGCUGCACAAGUUCUUCCCUUACAUCCUUCUGUUGGUGGCAAUCCUCAUGUACAUCCCUGCUCUGUUCUGGCGCUUCACGGCCGCCCCACACCUCUCCUCUGACCUCAACUUCAUCAUGGAGGAGCUGGACCGCUCCUAUAACCGAGCCAUCAGACUGGCCAAGAGCCUGGCCUCAUCUAUAGACACCAAAGAUGUCUCUGACGACUCCCCCAGUGCCCUGGACCUGACCGAAGGCUGCUUUAAAUACCCUCUGGUGGAGCAGUACCUGAAGACCAAGCGUUUCUCCCGCUGGCUGGUGGUGAAGUACCUGGCGUGUCGGCUGUUAACCCUGCUCACCCUGCUGCUAGCCUGCCUCUACCUGGGCUACUACAUUCGCCUAGCCUCCAUCACCGAUGAGUUUGCCUGUGAUGUGCGGACAGGGGUGCUGAGGAACAACAGUGCGGUGUUGGUGCAGUGUAAGCUGGUGGCGGUGGGGGUGUUCAGGCUGCUAAGCUACAUCAACCUGGGGGUGUACCUCCUGCUGGCUCCCCUGCUGGUGUACGCUGCCCUGGGCCCGGCCAGACAGAGCUCCCGCUUCCUCCGGCCCUACGAGAUGCUGCCGGCCUUCGGAGCUCUGGACCUGGACACACCCUUCUACAACGACCUCAGCGUGUACCUGCUCUUCCUGGAGGAGAACCUCAGUGAGCUGAAGUCCUAUAAGUGUCUGCAGGUGCUGGAGCUGCUUAGGGAAGGAGGCGGUGAGGCCUUUGACACUAUGUGUCUGCUGCAGACUCUGGGCCAGGUGAAGACAGAUGUGGUGGAUGGGAAAAAAUCCACUUCAUACAAGGACAGCAAAGACUGCACCAAGCCUGGAGAGGAGGACACAAACUCUUCUGAGCUGAGAGAUGUUUCUACAUUGUUGCUGGACGACGGGCUGAAGAAAGACAACAAGGACAAGACCUGCUGUGGUGGAAUAGACGUACGUCAGAGAGUGAUCUGAAGUGUGAACUGGGGUCUUUAUCUUUUCAGUCAUUUAGCAGACGUUCUUCUCCAGAGUGACUUACAGAAGCAAUUAGAGUUAAGCGCAUUGCGCAAGGGCAUGUCAUCAGAUGUUUCACAUAGUCGGCUUGGAGAUUGGAACCAGCAACCUUUCGGUUACUGGCCCUAACCACUAGGCUACCUGCUGAUCAAUAGCUUGUUUAUUUUUUAUUUUUUUAAGUGCUGUGUUGCUAUGUUACCRUACCUACCUUAGUACAAUAAAAUUGUACCUUUUGUUCUUA
This is a messenger RNA of Salvelinus sp. IW2-2015, 1816 nucleotides long. Its product is annotated as pannexin-1. Gene Ontology annotation, biological process: cell-cell signaling; positive regulation of interleukin-1 production; monoatomic cation transport. Gene Ontology annotation, molecular function: wide pore channel activity. The record is from RefSeq and is a predicted model, not a curated record. Lineage: Eukaryota; Metazoa; Chordata; Actinopteri; Salmoniformes; Salmonidae. Gene Ontology annotation, cellular component: plasma membrane.